ACUGCAGGGGGGUCACGUGUGUAUGAGAAAAUGACAUAAAGUUUCAGACCCCCUUGUGCUUUGCUCCAGAUACAGACAAUUCUUGUUCGGAUGGUGCCGAGCCCGGCCACAGCCUGGGGCGCGGAUGCCUGCCGGACCACCGCCCUCUCUCCCGGAGCGGCUCCUCCCCCGGGCUGCGCGGCUCCAGACAAGCCCCCAUCAGUGCGAGCGCCCAGCCCGGCUGGGGAGCUCAGAGAUAUGGGGACCUUCAAGGUCUGUGAGCUGCUAGAGUCCUUCUGAGAGCCUGGAUCAUCCCCUUCUGGGCCCCGGAAGCUGUGGAAGAUGAGAGACUGCUUGGGCACCAACAAUAGUACCACAAGUCCCUGCACUGGUUAAAGCCAUCACCACAACCUGGGCAGGCAGCAAGGGCUCUGGGUUUGCAGAGAGCAGAAAUGACCAUGACUGCCAACAAGAAUUCCAGCAUCACCCACGGAGCUGGAGGCACUAAGGCCCCUCGGGGGACUCUGAGCAGGUCUCAGUCCGUCUCUCCACCUCCAGUUCUCUCCCCACCAAGGAGUCCCAUCUACCCGCUCAGUGAUAGUGAAACGUCAGCCUGCAGGUACCCGAGCCGCUCCAGCUCCCGGCUGCUCCUCAAGGACUGGCACCCCCGUGAUCUUUCACCCCCAAAUCCUCAAGCUCCCUCCCCAGGCACUUCACCACCCGUCUGUCCCCUCAAGGCCACCAACUUCAGUUAUUCGGACCGAAGCCCUUCAGUGUGCAAGAGAGAGGACAAGAAGGAGAACAUCCAAGGGGAAGGCCAGGAUGUGGAGGGAGUAGCUGCUUGCCUCCCUCUUGCCCAGAGCACCCCGUCCUUAGGGCCAACACCUGGCCCACGGAGCUUCUUUUUGAACCGCACUGGCAGCCGUGCCCACAGCCUGGGCAUCCGAGAGAAGAUUUCAGCAUGGGAGGGGCGCCGAGAGGCUUCGCCCAGGAUGAGCGUGUGUGGGGAGAAGCGGGAGGGCUCUGGGGGCGAGUGGGCGCUCAGUGAGGGCUGUCCCAGCGUGGCGCCAUCCCCCUGCAGCUCAGAAAAAGCCUUCGAUUUCAAGGGCCUCCGGAGGAUGAGCAGGACCUUCUCAGAGUGCUCCUACCCUGAGACCGAGGAGGAGGGAGAGGCGCUCCCUGUCCGGGACUCUUUCUAUCGGCCGGAGAGACGGGCAGGCCGGAGUGAGCCCAGCACCUUCCUCAGGGGGCAUGGCAGCAGGAGAGAGAGCUCAGCAGUGCUGAGUCGGAUCCAGAAAAUUGAACAGGCCCUGAAGGAGCAGCCAGGCCGGGGACUCCCCCAGCUCCCCAGCAGCUGCUAUAGUGUAGACCGAGGGAGAAGGAAGACUGGGACCUUGGGCACAUUGGAGGAACCGACAGGGAGCACGAGUGUGAGCACUGGCAGCCGGGCAGGAGGAGUGGCUGGAAUUGGGGGGGAGGCAGGCCCACCCCUGGAGAGGGAAGGCAGUGACUCCACUAAGCCAGGGACCCCUGGAAAUAGCCCGAGCUCCCAGCUGCUGCCGUCAAAGAGCUCCCCUGAUCCCGCUGUGAACCCUGUCCCCAAACCCAAGCGCACCUUUGAAUAUGAGGCUGACAAGAACCCCAAGAGUAAGCCAAGCAAUGGUCUACCUCCUUCGCCCACACCUGCUGCUCCACCCCCCCUGCCCUCUACCCCCGCCCCACCAGUCACCCGGAGACCCAAGAAGGACAUGCGUGGUCACCGCAAAUCCCAGAGCAGAAAAUCCUUUGAGUUUGAAGAUGCAUCCAGUCUCCAGUCCCUGUACCCCUCUUCUCCCACUGAGAACGGUACUGAGAGCCAACCCAAGUUUGGAUCCAAAAGCACUUUAGAAGAGAACGCCUAUGAAGAUAUUGUGGGAGAUCUGCCCAAGGAGAAUCCAUAUGAGGAUGUGGACUUAAAGAGCCGAAGAGCAGGACGAAAAUCCCAGCAACUGUCUGAAAACUCCUUGGACUCUUUGCACAGGAUGUGGGGUCCUCAGGACAGGAAGUACAACAACCCACCCACUCAGCUCUCUCUGAAACCCAGCAGCCAGUCCCUGCGCAGUGGGAACUGGUCAGAGAGGAAGAGCCACCGGCUGCCGCGAUUACCCAAGAGGCACAGCCAUGACGACAUGCUGCUGCUGGCUCAGCUGAGCCUGCCGUCUUCACCCUCCAGCCUCAAUGAGGACAGCCUCAGCACCACCAGUGAGCUGCUGUCUAGCCGCAGGGCCCGCCGCAUUCCUAAGCUUGUCCAAAGAAUUAACUCCAUCUACAAUGCCAAGAGGGGGAAGAAGAGGUUAAAAAAACUGUCUAUGUCCAGCAUUGAGACAGCAUCACUGAGAGAUGAGAAUAGUGAGAGCGAGAGCGACUCUGACGACAGGUUCAAAGCCCACACGCAGCGCCUGGUCCACAUCCAGUCAAUGCUGAAACGCGCACCCAGCUAUCGGACUCUGGAGCUGGAACUGCUUGAGUGGCAGGAGCGGGAGCUUUUCGAGUACUUUGUGGUGGUGUCCCUCAAGAAGAAGCCAUCUCGAAAUACCUACCUCCCUGAAGUCUCCUACCAGUUUCCCAAGCUGGACCGACCCACCAAGCAGAUGCGGGAGGCAGAGGAGAGGCUCAAGGCCAUUCCCCAGUUUUGCUUCCCUGAUGCCAAGGACUGGCUUCCUGUGUCCGAGUACAGUAGUGAGACUUUCUCUUUCAUGCUGACUGGGGAAGAUGGCAGCAGACGCUUUGGCUACUGCAGGCGCUUACUGCCGAGUGGGAAAGGGCCUCGGUUGCCAGAGGUAUACUGUGUCAUCAGCCGCCUUGGCUGCUUCGGCUUGUUUUCCAAGGUCCUAGAUGAGGUGGAGCGCCGGCGUGGGAUCUCUGCUGCCUUGGUCUAUCCCUUCAUGAGAAGUCUCAUGGAGUCGCCCUUCCCUGCUCCGGGGAAGACCAUCAAAGUGAAGACGUUUCUUCCAGGUGCUGGCAACGAGGUGUUAGAGCUGCGGCGGCCCAUGGAUUCCCGGCUGGAGCAUGUGGACUUCGAGUGCCUCUUCACCUGCCUCAGCGUGCGCCAGCUCAUCCGAAUCUUUGCCUCGCUGCUGUUGGAGCGCCGAGUCAUUUUUGUGGCAGAUAAGCUCAGUACACUCUCCAGCUGCUCCCAUGCCGUGGUGGCCUUGCUCUACCCCUUCUCCUGGCAGCACACCUUCAUUCCUGUCCUUCCGGCCUCCAUGAUUGACAUCGUCUGCUGUCCCACACCCUUCCUGGUUGGCCUGCUCUCCAGCUCCCUCCCCAAACUGAAGGAGCUGCCUGUGGAGGAGGCACUGAUGGUGAAUCUGGGAUCCGACCGAUUCAUCCGACAGAUGGAUGAUGAGGACACGCUGUUACCGAGGAAGUUACAGGCGGCUCUGGAGCAGGCUCUAGAGAGGAAGAAUGAACUGAUCUCCCAGGACUCUGACAGCGACUCUGAUGAUGAAUGUAAUACCCUCAAUGGGCUCGUAUCGGAGGUGUUUAUCCGGUUCUUUGUGGAGACUGUGGGGCACUACUCCCUCUUCCUGACUCAGAGCGAGAAGGGAGAGAGGGCCUUUCAGCGAGAGGCCUUCCGCAAGUCCGUGGCCUCCAAGAGCAUCCGUCGUUUUCUUGAGGUUUUUAUGGAGUCUCAGAUGUUUGCCGGCUUCAUCCAAGACAGGGAGCUAAGAAAGUGUCGGGCAAAGGGCCUCUUUGAGCAGCGAGUGGAGCAGUAUUUAGAGGAACUCCCAGACACUGAGCAGAGUGGGAUGAAUAAGUUUCUCCGAGGUUUGGGCAACAAAAUGAAGUUCCUCCACAAGAAGAAUUAAGCCCCUUUCCCAGUAAUGGAGUCCAGUGCCUUGCCAAGCCUGGAGCCUGGGGAGGGGGCCAGCUUGGAACCUUCUGGGCUGCUGUGGCUACUCUGCCCCCCCAAGCCAGUCCACCUCUGCCUUCACAAUAUCCCAGGAUACUGUUUGUAAAUAAUCUGCUGUAAGCUUUCUUAUCUCUUUUUGUAACAAGCAAAGAGAAUCUGGUAAAUAUUUGUAUAUUCCCAAGGGGCUGGGUGCUGGCGACUGGCCAAUUAUGUGCAGCUGACUGUCUCAGCCAAACCACUGAUCUUCCCCUGGAGGCUCCAGGCCUGCCUGCCUGAGGCCCCUGCUGCCAGUCUUGGGCCCUGGAGAGCAGAUGCUGUCUUGUUAUGUACAGGAGGACUAUUUUUUUUUUUUUUAAUCUUAGAGUUUCUAUUUUUUUUUUCUAGUAGUCCCCCUUCCCUAACCCUCCGUUUUUGAAAGGCAAAGGCCAAUCAAUCCCCAUUUGCAGCGUGGUACCAGGCUCUCGGGCCUGGCCUUCUCUUGUUCCUCCCACCUUUGUGAUAAUGGUCAGUGAGUCACGGGAAGCCCACCCCCCACCCCCGGCUGUUCCAGUGCUCUUCAGGCCCAGCUUCCAGUCCGUGGUGGCCACGAUGCGGUACAGGGCAUCCCUCCUUCCCACCAUCUACGGGUGUUCUCAAUAAACAGUGUACAGUUGUUUGGGCCCAGA
Messenger RNA from Lutra lutra (Eurasian river otter), 4539 nucleotides. It is a transcript of the gene DENND2B, whose product is annotated as DENN domain containing 2B. NCBI's taxonomy places the organism in Eukaryota, Metazoa, Chordata, Mammalia, Carnivora, Mustelidae. The coding region runs from base 432 to 3830 and encodes 1132 amino acids. The record is from RefSeq and is a predicted model, not a curated record. The transcript is spliced from 23 exons. Gene Ontology annotation, biological process: positive regulation of ERK1 and ERK2 cascade.